AUGCAGCGUGCCGCUUAUCUGCUGCUGCGAGAGCAGCAGCAGCAGCAGCAGCAGCAGCAACAGCAGCAGCAGCAACAGCAACAACACCGACAACAGCAGCAAGAACAACAACAACAACAGCAGCAGCAGCAGCAGCAGCAGCAACAGCUGCAGCAGCAACAGCUGCAGCAACAACAGCAGCAACAACAACAGCAGCAACAGCAAGAACAGCUGCAGCAACAGAAACAGCAGCAACAGCAACAACAGCAGCAACAGCAAGAACAGCUGCAGCAACAGAAACAGCAGCAACAGCAGCAGCAGCAGCAACAACAGUUGCUGCUGCUGCUGUUUCUUCUCUUCUUACUAUCCAAGUGUUUCUCUCCCCCCAAAAGAAGAGCAGCGAAGCAAUGCCAGCAUCAGCAGCAGCAGCAGCAGCAGCAGCGGCAGCAGCAGAACCUGCUGCUUCUGCUGCUGCAGCAGCAGCAGCAGCAGCAGCAGGGGAUGAAUCAACGGCUGAUAAAGAGAAGCAACAAGCUGCUGUUGAGAUACUCGAUCCCUUCGCCCCCCAAACCAGCAGCAGCAACAGCAGCAGCAGCAGCAACAGCAGCAGCAGCAGCAGCAGCAGCAGCAGCAGCAGUUGUGUGUGAGACACAGCAGCAGCAGCAGCAGCAGCAGCAGCAGCAGCAACAGCAGCAGCAGCAGCAGCAGCAGCAGCAGCAGCAAACAGAUGUGUCUCCGUUUGCUUCUUCUAUCAACACCUUUUGUUGUCCUUAUGGAUUUUCUAUUGGGGCCGACGGUGUCUGUGACAUCUUCCCCCUCCCUCUGCAGCAGCAGCAGCAGCAGCAGCAGCAGCAGGAGCAACAGCAGCAGCAGCAGCAGCAGCAGCAAGAGCAGCAUCACCAAGAAGGACAGCAGCAGCACGCAGCAGCAGCAGCAGCAGCAGCAGCAGCAGCAGGAGCAGCAGCAGCAGCAGCAGCAGCAGCAGCAGAGCGUUCCAGCAUUGGAAACAAACCCUUGUCUCCUACUCAACCAGCAGCAGCAGCAGCAGCAGCAGCAGCAGCAGCAGCAACAGCAGCAGCAGCAGCAGCAAUGACAGGAACGGUGACAGCGCGAGCGGCAGCACCGACAGCAGCAGUAACAGCAGCAACAGCAGCAGCAACAGCAGCAGCAGCAGCAGCAGCAACAGCAGCAGCAGCAACAGCAGCAGCAGCAGCAGUAUUGUGGCUGUGUCUGCCGGCUGCAGGUGCUGCUGCUUCCGCUGCUGCUGCUUGCUGCUGCCGCCAGCUGUCCUUGAGGCUGUUACCCGCGACGGCCUGCGUCUCCCCCCCCAGUCCACCAGCAGCAGCAGCAGCAGCAGCAGCAGCAGCAGCAGCAGCAGCAGCAGCAGCAGCAGCAGCAGCAGCAGCAAGAGGGGGGAUGGAUUUGCGUUCUCCUGACCCCUCUGUAGGGGACAGCCCCUGGCUGUCUGAGCUGUCUCCUUCUGUCUCCUCCGCAUGCAGCCCCACCCCCGCCUCACCGCAGCACGAGCCUCUCCCCCCCCCAGCAGCAGCAGCAGCAGCAGCAGCAGCAACAGCAGCAGCAGUAGCAGCAGCAGCAGGGGAAAUUACAGCUCUCCCGCCUGCAGCAGAUGCAACAGAUCUACCACCUGCAGCAGCAGAUGCAGCAGCAGCAGCAGCAACAGCAACAGCAGGUGCUGCUGCUGCAGCAACAGAGCCGCCAGCAGCAGCAACAGCAGCAGCAGCAGCAGCAGGAUCCUCUUCUGCCGCUGUAAAGAAACAACCAUCAUCAUCAUCAUCAUCAUCAUCAGCAACAACAACAACAACAGCAGCAGCAGCAGCAGCAGCAGCAGCAGCAGAUGCAUUAGUAUAUGAGUUGCUGCAGUGUCUGUCUGCAUGCAUGCCCUUUGUUGGGGGCCGGCUGACGCCGCUGCUGCGGAGCAGCAGCCUGGACGAUGCUGCGUGGAUAGCAGCAGCAGCAGCAGCAAACAACGCAGCAGCUUUUGCUGCUUCUUCUUCUGCUUCUCCCCGCAGCCUUCUUUCCUUUGCUUGUACGCAGCCAUGGGAGCUGCAGCAGCAGCUGCAGCAGCAGCAGCAGCAGCAGCAGCAGCAGCAGCAGCAGGAGUUGCUGCUGCUGCCGCCACUCUAUGCAGCAGACGUGUAUGUACAGCGCAACGAAGACAGAGAAGACAGCUGCAGGCUGCUGCGGCUGCUGCCAUGGGGCUGGCGGACUUCUCCUUUGCUGUUUUCUUACGAGGAGCUGCAUGCACUCGCUCUCAAGAGGAGCUGCAUGCACUCGCUCUCAAGAGCUGCAGCUGCAGCAGCUGCAGCAGCAGCAGCAGGCAGCAGCAGCAUUAGCAGCAGCAGCAUUAGCAGCAGCAGCAUUAGCAAAGCAGCAGCAGCAUUAGCAACAGCAGCAGCAGCAGCAACAGCAAUCCAAAUAGAGCAGCAGCAGCAACGCGAGCAGCAGCAGAAGCAGCAGCAGCAGAAGCAACAGGUGCUGCAGCAGUUUGCUGCUGCGGUUUAUUAA
Eimeria mitis is the source of this 2505-nucleotide messenger RNA. RefSeq lists its product as uncharacterized. Gene Ontology annotation, molecular function: protein serine/threonine kinase activity. NCBI's taxonomy places the organism in Eukaryota, Apicomplexa, Conoidasida, Eucoccidiorida, Eimeriidae. Gene Ontology annotation, biological process: intracellular signal transduction; positive regulation of apoptotic process. Gene Ontology annotation, cellular component: nucleus. The record is from RefSeq and is a predicted model, not a curated record. Bases 1 to 2505 code for a protein of 834 amino acids. The transcript has 15 exons.